Molecule: messenger RNA, 867 nt
Organism: Leptosomus discolor (cuckoo roller)
Lineage: Eukaryota; Metazoa; Chordata; Aves; Leptosomiformes; Leptosomidae
Source: RefSeq, a predicted model, not a curated record
GAAAGCGCAGAUCACCAGAGAAUAGCAUUUCUACUGCGCAAGCAGUGGACCUUAUACAGUGUGACCCCUCUGUACAGAUUCUCUAGUGCUCACCUGAGGCAUUACGCUAGGCUGCUUCGUGCUUUUAUUGCUGCGGAGAAGCAGAAAGGAUUGGCCGUGGAAGUAGGGGGUGAGCUGGGCAUCCAAGUGGCUGUCUCUAGCCUUCCAGACCUGAAAGGCAGCGACCAAGACCACGCUGCGAUUCUUGUGCAGCUGUCUUUGAGAUCACCAGCUUCCCCAAAAAACCCAGAAGAGAAACUGAUAUGGUCGGGCUGGUUCUGCUCUGUGUCUGGAGAGGAUCUUUCUGAGAACGUGCCAGAGGACUUCACUUGUUUGCCUUUGUUUCUUGCUAAUGGGGCAGAGAAUUUCACGUCCAUUGUUGGAAGUUGGUUUCAGAAGACUUUUGACUGCUGCUUCCGCCGUUUAGCCAUCAGCCCUCUCAAUCUCAGUUGGAUGGCAGCUAUGUGGACUGGAUGCAAAGUGGACAAAACUGCAUCUGCCAUGGAACUCAUUUUCUCUGUCCCCUGUCUACCCCAGCCUCUAGAUAUUUCAUAUGCUAUUCAUCCAGAGGAUGCAAAAGCUCUGUGGGACACAGUCCAAAAAUCUCCAGGAGAAAUCACUCAAGAAGAGGUGGAUAUCUUUAUGGACUGCCUUUACUCUCACUUCCACAGACAUUUUAAGAUCCACUUGUCAGCUACAAAACUGGUGAAAGUUUCUACAGCAAUUGCCUCAGCACACUGUGAUGGGAUUAUAAAGUUUCUACAAAGCCAAUACCUAACUGGAGUGCUGAUGCUACUGACAGAACUAGCGAUCUCUCAGAUACAGUGA